AUGGAUGAGAAAGAUGAUGAUUUAAAUUUGAGCUUGAGAUGCCCAGAUAACAAGAAUCUGGAUCCACCCACACCCAAUUUCCCCUUGAAUCUAAUGAAGUCUGCUUUGCCUUUUAUGCAUUAUCAUGGGAAUGAUCUGUUAAAAUCACCGGCUGACCGCAUUGCUGAGACCAGAUCGUUUUUUCAAGGAAUCGACGUGAACAGGCCUGUGACUGUUAUAGACUGUGAGGAAGUAGUGAUGGCGUCAUCACCAAACAGUACAGUGUCAAGUGUGUGUGGAAAGAGGGGUGAGAGAGAGGAGAACGACGGUGAGAGAGCCACCAGCUCUUUGGAGGAUGAUGACGGUGGCGAUGUGGAAGGGAGGAAGAAACUGAGGCUCUCCAAGGAACAGGCGGCGGUGCUUGAAGAAACAUUCAAGGAGUAUAAUACUCUCAGCCCGAAGCAAAAGUUGGCUUUGGCGAAAGAGCUGAAUCUGAGGCCUAGGCAGGUGGAGGUGUGGUUUCAGAACAGGAGGGCAAGGAUCAAAUUGAAGCAAACGGAGGUUGAUUGCGACUACUUGAGGCGGCGAUGUGAACAUCUAACGGAGGAAAACAGGCGGUUGCAGAAGGAAGUGAACGAUCUAAGAGCAUUGAAGCUCUCCCCACACUUUUACAUGAACACGAACCCUCCAACCACUCUUACCAUGUGUCCUCAAUGCGAACGCGUGGCUGUCUCUUCUUCAUCAUACUCAGCUACUGGUGCUGGAAUCUCUCGCCAACACAAUCCGGUUGCGGCCGCCCACCAACGUCCAAUGCCUAUGCCCGUAUCGAAGUUUCAAUGUUAA
Molecule: messenger RNA, 822 nt
Organism: Fraxinus pennsylvanica
Lineage: Eukaryota; Viridiplantae; Streptophyta; Magnoliopsida; Lamiales; Oleaceae
Source: the annotation of a GenBank genome assembly